UCGUAGUACGAAUCGCAGGACAUCUUUGCUUGAACAUAAUUUCAGCUACGCAGUUUAGUACCGGUGCACUAUGGCAUCUGUUUUCCCUUACAUUCAAGACGCAAGUGCAAUAUAUAAAGAGAUCCAGAAGAGAGAAGAUGAAGCUGAAGAAAACAGAAGAGCUGAAUAUGUUUCGGCUCUAACUAUUCAAAAAACAGUGCGCGGAUUCCUCGAAAGACAGCAUAUUCGUCGGUUAAAUGCUGCUGCAGUAACUAUUCAGAGACACUGGCGCGGGUAUGUUGGCAGAAAAUUGUAUAUGCUUCUCCUCCAGAAAGCGGUAAACGAUAUGUACUGGCAGCAUUACUGUACAUCGGCAACACAAAUACAGAAAAUAUGGCGAGGUUAUGUUGUUCGAACACGAAUCUUCAAUUAUUACGAGUUCAAAGCAAGAGUUAAAGAGGCGGUAGAAAAGGACGCAGAAUUACUCGAGAAGAUGCAACAGAAUAACCACAGAUUCGAAACAGCGGUAAUGGAUGUGCUUGAGAAUGAAGCUAAGCAGUGGGUGCUGUUUAUUUUGUUUAAACUACAUCAUUUGAUGAGAACUACCAACCAACGCGGUAUAUAUAGUAAAAAUACAGGCACAGAAUUAUCGGCCAUUGAGAAACAACUUAAAAGUCUUUCUUAUACAAAAUAUGUGAAACUUUUGCGUGCUCAGAGGAAACAAGCCAGUAAGAUGAUUUCAUCUUCACUCGCCCUGAAGUAUGGAAUUGAUUAUGGCAAAGAAAUUGAAAAGCUGCAUAAUACCAGCGUGAUUCGUCAGGGUAAAUACGAAGACCCCUCAAACAGAAUUAAGUGUGCUCAACCUAAAGUCAGCCGAUUUUCUUUUCCACGGGUCAGAUACAAUGACAAUCAUCUAAUUAUGAAGCAAGCCCAAUACCAACCUGUGAAGUUCAAUCUCAGGGAAACUGAUCCUGCCAAGAAUGUGUGUGACAACGAAUUCGUCAAUAUUUUACGUCCAAUAGAAGUAUUUGAUAAAAUUAAGGUGUACGAUAAAGAUUCCUUUUGCCCUUUAACAUGUGCUCUGGAAAUUUUCUUAAAGAGAUGUAAUAGUUCUUCUCUAUGAAAGAUACAAAACUGAAAACCUUGA
Molecule: messenger RNA, 1126 nt
Organism: Schistocerca gregaria
Lineage: Eukaryota; Metazoa; Arthropoda; Insecta; Orthoptera; Acrididae
Product: spermatogenesis-associated protein 17-like
Exons: 1
Coding region: 71-1102 (343 amino acids)
Biological process (GO): spindle organization; mitotic cell cycle; establishment of meiotic spindle localization
Cellular component (GO): spindle pole
Molecular function (GO): protein binding
Source: RefSeq, a predicted model, not a curated record